Mesoplodon densirostris (Blainville's beaked whale) is the source of this 516-nucleotide messenger RNA. RefSeq names its product glutamate rich 4 (gene ERICH4). NCBI's taxonomy places the organism in Eukaryota, Metazoa, Chordata, Mammalia, Artiodactyla, Ziphiidae. The record is from RefSeq and is a predicted model, not a curated record.
AUGGACUUUGGGUGGCCUGAGGGGGUGGGGCUGGCCCUCUCCUACCCACCACUGCCCUUUACUCCCCCCGCCCAGCCCCCAGCUCCCCAGGGGACUGGGUCACUCUGGACCUUGCUACUUCCUGCUCCUGGCUGCCACUGCUCAGAGACUAUGGAGCUGUGGAAGCAGCUGAGGCAGGCUGGACUGGUGCCCCCAGGGCUGGGCCCACCCCCGCAGGCCCUGAGGGUGGUGCCCCCAGUGAAGAGGGUGGGUCAGACCCUCAUGUUCCCAGGGGCUGACACUGGAGGUGCCGGGGAGAGUCUGCUGUGGCUCUGGAAGGAGCUGGUGAACCUCCGCCUAGUGGAUGUCCAGCUGCUGGGCCAGCUAUGCAGCCUGGGGUUGGAGAUGGGGGCACUUCAGGAGGAACUGAUCAUCUUCCUGGAAGAGGAGGAGGACAUACAGCUGGAAGGGAAGCAGGAGGGGGCCUGCGGUCCAGCCCCAGAUCACCGCCUCCCUGACUUUGAAAUGACUAUCUGA